ACAUCCCUUCCCUCGCGUGUUCAGCUCCUGCAGCAAGAGGCAGCUGGAGAACUACUUCCAGAAGGGAGGUGGCAUGUGUCUUUUCAACCUGCCCGACACCAAGGACCUGGUGGUAGGACGGAAAUGUGGCAACGGCUUUCUGGAGGAAGGAGAAGACUGUGACUGCGGGGAGGUGGAGGUACGAUGGUGUAUGGCCCCAAGGUGUACUGGGAGGCAGCAGCAAUCCCGGCUUGGCCCCUAUGCUGCCGCUCAGUGCUGAUGUUUCUCUCUCCUCCUGUGGUAGCUAAAGGUGGCUGGGACGAUCUGCAGGGAAGCGGCGGGAUCCUGUGACCUCCCUGAAUAUUGCACGGGUGCCUCACCCUACUGCCCAGCCAACGUAUACCUGCUGGAUGGCUCAUCCUGCGCCUACGGCGAGGCUUACUGCAACAACGGCAUGUGCAUGACCCACCACCAGCAGUGCGUCCAGCUCUGGGGACCAGGUGCCUGGCCGGCCCCAGACGCCUGUUUCCAGGACGUGAACAUGGCUGGCAACACCUACGGCAACUGCGGCAAAGACAGCCAAGGGCGCUACGUGAAAUGCGACAAGAGGGAUGCUAUGUGUGGCAAGAUCCAGUGCCAGAGCUCAGCUAAGAAGCCCCAGGGGACCAACACUGUCUCCAUUGACACCACCAUCCGCUGGAAUGGGCGGGAGGUGAAGUGCCGAGGCACCUACAUGUACACCACAAAGGACGAGGAGGAAGACCUCUCCGACCCUGGGCUGGUGAUGACAGGGACAAAGUGUGGAGAUGGGAUGGUUUGCAAAGAUCGCCGGUGCCAGAAUGCCUCCCUUUUUGAGCUGGAAAAGUGCGUUUCCCGGUGCAAUGGCCAUGGGGUCUGCAACAGCAACAAGAACUGCCACUGUGAUGCUGGCUGGGCUCCCCCAUACUGCGAGAAGCCGGGCUUGGGUGGCAGUGUGGACAGUGGCCCUGUGCAGCGCGACAAUCAUGAAGCCAUCUUAAUGACCCUUCUGCUCAUCUUCCUGCUCUUCCUCCCGGCCCUGAUGAUGAGCAUCUACUUUUGGUACCGGCGGGAGAACUCGCUCCUGAAUAAAUGGAUAAAGGAGAUGAGGAGGAGGAGCCAGGAGACAUACAGGAACAAAACCAUUGGUCGGAAGUCAACCAGUGGCCAUCCCAAAGCUGCUUUCACCUUGCGGAACAUUUCCACCUCCAGCCACACUAAUAAAGCAACACGGGCUGCGUUCCUCCCCAAACCCAGCACUCACCAGCCCGGCUGUCAGCCUGUCAACGUCGUCCACCCUCUUCGCCCACCUCCCCACUCCAUCCCUCCACGCCCGAGAGACCCCAAGCCUGCCAGGCCGCCUCCGCCAGUCAGCAAAUCGCCCAUGGUCUCCACCAAAACGGUUGUCUCCCAGGCUAAGCUACCACCUCCGAAGAAACCUCUUCCCUGCAGCCCUGUGAGGACUCCGCUGGUCGUCCCAAAGCACCAGCCGCCCCGUCGACCGCUGCCUGGAAGUCCUCUUCUGGCCAAAGAGCUGCCUCCUACACAUGGACAGACCCUGCUGGUCAUGGUCCCUCCUACCAACUUGAAGGUGUCGGGUGCAAGUGCCAUCAGCCACCCCACGAGGCCAUUUAAACCGAUGCCACCUCAAAGGCCAGUCCCAACCAUCAAAGUCCAAUCAACUUCCUUCCCCUUGAAGAAGUGA
Messenger RNA from Pelecanus crispus (Dalmatian pelican), 1702 nucleotides. The record is from RefSeq and is a predicted model, not a curated record. NCBI's taxonomy places the organism in Eukaryota, Metazoa, Chordata, Aves, Pelecaniformes, Pelecanidae.